UAGGUAACAGGUGAUUCCGGAAGAGGUGACAGCCGGUGACAAAUGGAUCCACUGAGACCCGAAAUCCGGUACCAGAAAGUGGAGGAGCCCCGGGGGGAUGAGGAGGAGGUGGAGGUCACCGUCUACCUGCACAGCCAACCAUCACCCCUCAUCCGGGAGCAAUAUAGAGAAACCUGUAUCCGGAUCUUCUCCGCCUUACUUCUGCUGCUGGUGGCCGCCGGCUUCGUCUUCUAUGACUUCCAGUUCCGGAAUACAGAUGCAUCGGCCUCACAACACAGGUUCCUUGUACACCUCGAUGAGUCCCCAGAUAGUAGGGUCUCUGGAAGUCCCCCACCGCUGACCAAUCAUGAAGAGCUUGGGGAAAGUCAUCACCACCACCACCAUGAUGCCCAAACAUCGGACAAUGAAGAAGAGGAGGGAGAUGACCAUGAAGAAGAGGAGGGAGAUGACCAUGAAGAUGGACACUCUUCUCCUAACCAUCACCAUUCUGUGGGCACCUUCCACCAAGCCGUGGCUGUCACAGACUCUGAGACAUGCUCCAUGUUGGCUCGGGACGUCCUCAAGUCGGGGGGUUCGGUGGUUGACGCAGGAAUCUCUGCUGUGCUCUGCUUGGUGGUUGUCCACCCACACACCUCCAGCUUGGGUGGAGCUUUCUCCUCCAUCUAUUUCAACAGAACAUCACAGAACUCCUCCAUAUUAAAUGCAAUACCUAAAGAAGCGUCUUCAGUUUCGUAUGGAGUUCCUCAGGUUCUUCAGGGGUUAUGGGUGCUUCGUCAGAAGUAUGGGAAGAAACCUUGGGCUGAGCUGGUGCAUUCUGCUGUCAUUCUAGCAGAUGAGGGCUUCUUGGUGGACUCCAUCCUCCAUGCUGCUCUCGUGGCAAAUCAUAAUAAGGUUCUGUCCUCUGAGGGUCUGCGGAGCCUCUUCUGUGAUUCACGUCAAAGUCUGAAGAACGUGGGAGAACGGGUAUAUAAUCCUACACUGGGCAAACUCUUGGAGCAGAUCGCAAGUUCCAUGUCAGACUCUGGGCUCCCGGAAGACCUCAUACACAGCCUGAUGACUGACAUCGGGGUUACAGAAAUGGAGAAAUUCACCGAGUCGGUCUCCGGACAUCUGACCAUUGAGGAGCCGCUGACACUGCACUUGGAUACAAUGACUUUGUUCACAACUGGUGGUCCCACUGCCGGGAAAAUUCUCUCCGACUCCGUUCAAAAGAUUUACAAUGAAAAACCCCAACAAGAGUCCGUUUCUGAGCUUCUCCUGAACUCCUCCAGGAUGAUGUACGCACAUGGUGGAGCCUGGCCUAGAGAAUUGUCCUAUGACUCCUCUCCUCUGCAGCUUCCCCCGUGGAACCCGACGCCUGUUGGUAGCAAUGUCAUGAUAGCCGACAGUCAUGGAGACAUCUUUGUGUUGUCCCUCACGCUGAACAGUACCUUUGGAUCUGGGUUUGUCUCUUCAUCUACAGGAAUCCUUCUUAGUGACUUUGUUCAGGGUCAGGGCUCCGCACAGAACUCCAGUCCCCUAUACUGGGCCUGCCCGUCAGUGCUGAUGUAUGGGGCAGAUAAUGACGUGAUGGCGUUGUCGGCUUAUGGGGGAAGUUCAGUGCCAUUCUCCGUGGCUCAAGUUGUUGUAAGUCAUCUCCUCUUGGAGAUGGAUCUUGCAGAAUCUGUGACUGGAUCCCUGGUGGAGGUUCCACCUAAAAGCUCCGACCCCUGGAUGGAGUACUUUGGGCUGCAGGGUAACGGCACAGAGCCGGUGGUGGCAGUUGAGGUUCAGGCAGAACAUGUUCAUGUUGUGAAGUUUCAUGGACCUUGCUGUUACCCCGCAGGACUUUAGCUGCUUCUUCAUUCAU
Nanorana parkeri is the source of this 1849-nucleotide messenger RNA. RefSeq names its product gamma-glutamyltransferase 6 (gene GGT6). Lineage: Eukaryota; Metazoa; Chordata; Amphibia; Anura; Dicroglossidae. Gene Ontology annotation, cellular component: extracellular exosome. The record is from RefSeq and is a predicted model, not a curated record. Bases 43 to 1833 code for a protein of 596 amino acids. The transcript is spliced from 4 exons.